AAAGCUAACUCUACACGACAAUGACCAGAUUGGGGUGUUUGCCGUUUGGUUGGGCUGGUUGGUUACAUGUAUGCUCACUCGGUGGUUGCCAGUGUUAGUGGUAGCAUUGCUCAGUCUGAUACAUAUUCCGGAUAACCGCAAAUUCAUUUUCAGUCCUUGGCUCGAAUAUCCCGCAUGAAGCACUCGCAGCAAAAUCGUCGCAAUCUGAAAAGAACAUGUUCGCAAUUUAAAAAAGCAUCACUUAUAAAAAUCAGCAGAAAGUGUAUCGAAACAUCAACUUGCCAGAGCUUAAUUGUAUGGGUGGUAGCAAUAAAUUAAUAAAUAAAUAAAAGUGCAAGACCCGCAAAGAGGAAUACGAGUUAACAAAACAAUUGAAAGUGGUGGUAAUCCUGAAGAGAUAUUUUCUGUAUAAGCCUGCACUGGUGAUUUAUCCAGAACUUCGUUGCACUGGCAGGAACACAAAUGCUAUGCCGACAGUCUCUGCGGUAAUUCAGAAUCGUCAGACGCAGCUAAGACAAAGUUCUUCGCCGAAUUUGCAUAUGUCAAGUCCCUUUAAACAGUCAAACUCGUUGACUGCAAACAGCAAAUUUAAGGCAAUGGCAACAUCAAAUCAGACGACACUCCAACAAAACAAUACAGCUGCCAUCAACAUGAGCAACAAUGACCAUAUAAAACGGCCAAUGAACGCUUUUAUGGUGUGGUCGAGAGGACAACGACGUAAAAUGGCUCAAGAUAACCCAAAAAUGCAUAACUCCGAAAUUUCGAAACGACUGGGUGCAGAAUGGAAACUUCUCACCGAAACUGAAAAGCGGCCAUUCAUUGACGAAGCAAAACGCUUAAGGGCACUACAUAUGAAAGAGCAUCCCGAUUACAAAUACCGGCCAAGACGAAAACCGAAAACUCUAAAUAAAUCGCCAAUACCGGCAACGAACAGUUCCAAUGGCAAUGGUGGUGGCCAAGCACACCAUGAAUCCAAUGUGAAUGGGUCUAACAAUCACUCUUUGCAUAACCAUCAGCGAAGCAGUCAUCAAAGCAGCUUGACUUCAACGACCUUAGCUGGACAUAAGUAUAAUUUUGGAUCGCCCCUGGAACUCACGCUUAACAUGCCCCCAAGGCUUUCGAAUACUUUUCCAGCAUCUCUUUCGCACUACCCCCUGGAUCCUACAAUAGCUCUUGACUUGCAAGCCCGCCUCCAGGCCAUGUACGCUGGAAGUUUGUAUCAUCCAUGGCGCUAUUUCGGAUGCACGCCCCUCAUUAGUCCAGAGACUCCGCCUUCUCCGCCCAGUAGCAAUAGUACCGGCGUUUCCUCCUACGGAUGCAUUAAAUCUGCAAAGUCGUCUCCAACUUUAACAAUUGCUACAGCUACGACGCCCACAAAUAUUAUUUGACCAACUCCAUUGCGUUUCGGAGCCGCUGAACCUGCCGUUUAAUUUCCAUUCUCGCACACAGUUAAUGAGGAUUAUUACAACCCCAAGUCAAAUUCGUCAAUAGAAUUUCGCCAUCAACUCGUUUCUUUGACUCGCUAGAUAACGCAACGCUUCCCAAAUAUAUUUGAACAUAUGUAUCGGUUUUUCUUUACACAAAUCACAAACCACCAGACAGUAGUUUCGACCAAGGACCUCACUUAAAACAAAUGUUGAUAUGGUUUUGCACAAUGUGGUAACGUCGAACCAACUUUUUGACGUUAACGUAUACAUACUUUUCAGCGAAUACACGAGUUUCGCCUGCACCAAAAGGUGAACAUCACAAAACUGUAGCUCAGUGCAUACCUGUCUGCAAAUUAAAGCGAAAUGUUUGUGAAUAAAUAAUAUUUUAUAAAAGCAAAGUUAUAAGGCUGUAAAUUUCCAGCUUAAACUUAAUUUCCGAAUGCAAGCAAUUUGAAACGUUUCCCAAGACAAUUUAUUAGAAUAAACAAUCUUGUGAGUUAGAAUGAAAUUGUGUGACUGGGGUAUCAAGCUUAAAGCGCAACUCCCGAAGAACAUCGCAAAACAUUUAAUUUUUUAAACAUAUCCAUAACAUAAACCGAGAAACGCGAAUAUGAAGAUCAUUUUGGGGCACGGACCUUAAAAGAACACAAAAUACGAACAUGAAAAAAAUGGAUGAAUAAGUGGACCACGGAGAAGAUUGAACAUUUUGCAUAGAAACUCAAAAAAAUAUAAACAAGUUAAAGCGUAGGAAGUUCCGCUAGGCUGAAUGUUAUAUUUACUCCACCAUGAAUCGCGUCUGUCGAGAUCUUGUCACCGCUUCUCUUCAUAGGCAGAAACUAAAACGGGCAAGAAAUCCCCAUGGGUUUCUCAUAUAUGUUUGGAUUAGAAUUACUGACUAUAGGUGCUCAAAAUGACAAUUCGAGAGCAUGGUUUAUAUGCAACCUAUACCCGGUUAUGGAACGAUUUGAAACAUACAUUGAAACGACAUUGAGGCUCAUAGCAGAAGUCGUCGUGUAAAAAUUCAGCAAAAACGUAUUCGAAUUGCGCCUUCUAAAGGUCCAAGAAGUACCAUCGGGUGUUGGUUUAUAUGCAAAAUUGGCAAAUUUGGUCACGAACAUUCCAUAAAGAACAGCGGAGAUUCUUCUCUCCUGAAGCUAUAUCAGGAUAUUGUCCGAUUCGGACGACAGCUUUUUAAGAUCAUGGGGGAAGUCAUCGUACACGAAUUCAGCCAAAUCGGAUGAGAAUGACGCCCUUUAUUAUAUGGGAACAAUAUAAGAUUAUGUAUAGGUUCGAACCAUAGUUGAGAUAGAUGUUGGAGGCUUUAAGGGAAGUCGUCACGCAAAAUUGAAAAUAAGCUCACCCUCUAGAGGCUCAAGAAUAUAAUCGAGAAAACUGUGUAUAUAGGAGCUAUACCUAAACAUGGAUAGUUUAGGACCAUUUACAAUACCAACCGACCCACAUCAACAAGAAGUAGUUGUGCAAAAAUUACAGCCGCCAGAUUAAAUCAUUCGAAUGUUAGCGUGCUUUCGGCACGAGCCAAAAGGUUUUUCAUGAUAAAAUAUGCAGACGCACAGAAAAGUCUGUAUACUCCACUCAAAAAAUAUGGUUUAUAGAACGAAAUUUGCGUACGAACAAGAUUUUCCGCCAAAAAUCGAAUGUUGUUAAAAUUGUUCACCAUGGCCACCUGUGUUAUAGUUAGUAGAGAUUUAUUGAGCAAAACAUAUCCUAAUUACGUAAAUGACUGUUGGCAUUUACGAAAAGGUAUGUGGACUUAUCUGUGCCACUGUAUAUGUAUACUUUUUGGGGUCUUAGGCCAACGAUGGUGUUUGAAUAACGAAGAAAGUGUGGGGUAUAAAAAUAUCAUAAAAUUAAAACAAAUUCUCUCACUUAUUCAUGCUUAUUAUAUCGCGAAAUAAAAACAUUUAUCGAAAGUCAAACACAAAGUUGUCAGUUCCCUGAGAACACCUUAUAUUCGCGUUCUUGGCGUCAUUUUAUGCGUUAGGCAAAAAUGAAAAUACAUAUCUCUGUAAAAUGCAUUUUGCCGAAGUAUCAUAAAUUUCGGAAGUAAAAUCUAUCCUCAAGUCUCCACAAAUCGAAUAACAAAACAAAAAGAAAUAAUUUAUUUCAAAAUUGUUAUUGUUAAAGAUGCUAUUGCACGACAUGUGCUGUCUCCUUCUGCAUUUACAUGACUUUCCUUGUGUGCGUCAAAUGCUUCUUUUAAUAGACGUGAAAUCGAUGAAAUAAGAGCUCGCUUUAAUGUAAAAAAAUUGCAUAUAUAUUCCAAAAUCCAUUUUCAUUUUUAAUGUUUCAUCCGUAUCACACGAUGCGUUCAACUUUCAGAGUUGAGGCAUAAAAAAACAUAUAAGAAUUCAUAUCGUCUAAUACCUCCUUAAGCGCGGUUUUGUACAGAUGUUUUAAUCAAAAAUAUUUCCUUCCACUGGGUUGGUUGUCUUUGCUGUUUUUGUGUGUGUGUGUUUUGUUGUUGUUUUAGUUUUAUAAUUUUAAAAUAUGGCGGCGGCAACGCAUGACUUGCUUUAUAUUAACAAAAUAUGUAUAACAAGCGGCUUUUAUCGCCUCAUGCCAAACAUUUCCAUCAGUUCGUAAAAAUCUUACCGACCCCGGGAUUCUCUCAUGUUUUGCGGUCAAAAAUGUCAUUGUAGUAUGCACCCACAUCCAUAGUUUUCAAGCUUUGCAACACCAAUCCGGCGUACUAACAUUAAAAUAUAUGCUAUGUUAAGAAACUUUGAAAAUAUGUACUCGCAACGUGAUUUUCUUGCAACAAUUUCUUGAAACCAUGACAAAACAAUCAAACAAAUUUAAUGCAGAAUUAAUUUCAAAUUUCAUCAAAUCGUUGGUGGCGUGCAGUGAUAGUUGUUUUUGUGAUGAAUUUUGCUGAGUUAAGAUGUGUACUCUUGAAAUGUAUUUUAAUUAACCACUGCGCGAGCAUAUGCCAAAAUCUCUUGGCCAAAGAUGAAUAUUUAUAUUUAGGUAUGUCGGACAUCUGUGUGUGUGUGUCUGUGCGUAUGUGUGUAAGAAAAAGAAAGCCAUAUGUAUUUUUGCAUUUGUACAUGUCCAAAUUGAUAUUGCCAAAUUUGUAACUUAGCCAAGAUCUGCAUAUGUAUGUAAGAUUGUAUUAUAUACCAUUUUUGU
Messenger RNA from Stomoxys calcitrans (stable fly), 4577 nucleotides. RefSeq names its product transcription factor sox-3 (gene Sox21a). The transcript has 4 exons. Bases 468 to 1388 code for a protein of 306 amino acids. Gene Ontology annotation, molecular function: DNA-binding transcription factor activity, RNA polymerase II-specific; RNA polymerase II cis-regulatory region sequence-specific DNA binding. Gene Ontology annotation, biological process: anatomical structure morphogenesis; positive regulation of transcription by RNA polymerase II; cell differentiation. Lineage: Eukaryota; Metazoa; Arthropoda; Insecta; Diptera; Muscidae. The record is from RefSeq and is a predicted model, not a curated record.